GUGUGGUGAGGCGUGGUUUAGGAACGCGCCCAAAACAGAGCGUUUAGUUUAGUUGGCUGUGACAGCAAACGGUGGCAUAUCCAACAUCCGCUUCCGUGUAAUUUUUGGUCCAUUAUAUAGAUCGAUCGGAUUUUUUGGCCAGUUGCUUUAGAACCAUUUAAGGAGGCCAAAAGCAAGCUGACCAUCAUGAACCCACUGUGUAGCAGAUGUGACAAGAUUGUGUACCCUACAGAAAAAGUAAAUUGUUUGGACAAGUAUUGGCACAAAGGAUGUUUCAGCUGUGAGGUUUGCAAAAUGACUCUGAAUAUGAAGAACUACAAAGGCUUUGACAAGAAACCCUACUGCAGCCAGCACUACCCUAAAACAUCCUUCACUAUCGUAGCUGACACACCAGAGAACCUUCGACUCAAGCAGCAGAGCAAGAUGCAAAGCCACGUGCUAUAUAAAGAGGAUUUUGAGAGGAACAAAGGGAAAGGCUUCAGUGUGGUGGCUGAUACACCAGAACUGCAGAGGGUCAAGAAGACGCAAGAUCAGAUUAGCAACAUAAAGUAUCAUGAGGAGUUUGGGAAAAGUCGGAUGGGGGGAGAGGGCUCACCCACUGAUGCCUACGGCAAUCAGGGCUUCCAGCCGCCAGCUCACUCGCCGAGCUACAACUAUGAUCCACAGCCUGCGCAUUCAGCUGCUGCUCCACUGCCCUCUAGUAGUGGGAAGCGUUACAGGGCUGUGUAUGACUAUGCCGCUGCCGAUGAGGAUGAGGUAUCAUUUGCAGAUGGCGACUUGAUAGUGGACGUGCAGCAAAUAGACGAAGGCUGGAUGUUCGGACGCGUGGAACGCACAGGACAGCAGGGCAUGCUCCCAGCCAACUAUGUAGAGGCGAUCUGAGGAAAAUAUUGGCCUUGAUCUGAGACAAGACAGAAGAACUCAACCAGACAUCUAGGCUUUAGCUAGACUGACAAAGCUGAAAUGCUUAAGAACAAAAUCGCUUGCAUAAACUUUUUUUUUUUUUUUACUUCCCAUUUGGCUUUUUGCUUUGCUGUUUUUAGGCUCUUCCUGCAAUGCUGCAUAUUUUUGAUAGGGUGUGUAUUGCAGAACUGUUACAGACUCCCUUUGCCUCUGGAAUACUGUAUUGUGCACUUUGAGGGAAUUCUAAAAACAAUAUAAGGGUUUUUUUGUUUGUUUGUUUUUUUCUGACUUGUAGGUACAAUACAGUCCUUCCAGAAUGAGAGGAACCACAAAACAAUGAGGUCUUAUAAUAUAAUAUAAAUAUAAUAUAUAUAACUGCAUAGAAUAUCAUUCCAUUGUUAUUUUGUAACAAAAGCAUUCUAGUCCAUUAUUUUGAAUAAUAAAGUGAUAAAGCUG
Molecule: messenger RNA, 1359 nt
Organism: Megalobrama amblycephala (Wuchang bream)
Lineage: Eukaryota; Metazoa; Chordata; Actinopteri; Cypriniformes; Xenocyprididae
Product: LIM and SH3 domain protein 1-like
Exons: 7
Coding region: 187-882 (231 amino acids)
Cellular component (GO): focal adhesion
Molecular function (GO): actin filament binding
Source: RefSeq, a predicted model, not a curated record